AUGUCGUUUUUUGGAUUUGAUGCCUCUGGGGCCCAGUUCCAAGGCUCUAAAUCCGACGGGAAAGCGUAUGAUUUUCAAGACACCUAUGAGGGCUUGGGCGAACUCGAAGAAGAUGACACUUUGAACGACCAAACUUUUGGUGUGAGCGCUGUCGGCAAAGAUUUCGAUUUUUCGGGCACUUUCAACGCGGCUGGCUCUAAGCCGCAAGCUGAAGUCAGGCCUCAGGUUUCUUAUGCUCGUGCAGCUGCUAACGACGAUGAAUUCAUGAAGGACUUGUGGGGCGUCAAUCCUCCACAAAAGAAGCCAGAGCAGGCUGCGCACGAAGAGAAGAAGGUGUUGAGUCUUCAGGAGAUAGAGGCGCAGUUGACGGCCAUUGACAACAGCCAACCCCAAGGACAGAUGCCUGUUCCACCUCAACAGCAGUUUUAUCCUGGGUACCCUGCUCCUCAGUUUCCUGGCUACAUGAUGCCUCAAGGUUUUAUGCCUCCACCGGGACAAUACGGCAUGCCUUACCCAGGCCAAUUCAUGCCUAUGCAAGCACCAAUUGGCCCCAAUGGCAUGACUCCUCAAGGAAUGCCUCCUAUGCCUAUGCCGCAUCAAGUGCCUCCUCAUCCUCAGCAAAUGCCAGCACAGCAGAUGCCACCACCUCCUCAACAACAGCAACAGCAACAGCAGCAGCAGCAACAGCAACAGCCACAACAACCACAGCACUCUGUUUCGGCUCCUGUGGCUGACCAACGCCAAUCUCCGCUCAAGCAACCUGUUGCAACAGCCCCACCUACUCAUUUGGUGGCUGAAUCCCCAACAUCAGCAGCUUCGGCAAAAGUUAAUUUGUCUCAGUUCCCAGUUUUAGGAUCUAAGGGUCAACGCUUGGACUCUCCUAAGGAAGCGCACGUUGCUGAGCAAAAACUGCCCAGAGAGAACCAAGGAUUUUCUCACAAUCGUCAUCACAUCCUGCUCGAGGAAUUGUCUCCAGAAGAGCAAGCCAAGAUGGCCAGACGCCAAGAGAAAGUGUCUAGAAUCAUGAGAUACUCAGGUGUGAUGAACCCUAAAGAUAAGGACUUUGUGACGAGAUUCCAACUCUCGCAGAUUGUUACAGAUGACCCUUACAACGAGGACUUCUACGCUCAAGUGUACAAGGUUAUUCAUCCAAAGGUACCACAGAAUGCAGUGGGAGCUCCUCCUGUGCAACAAGCCAACUCGAUUGCACAAGCCUACUUGGAUCAAAGUGGCCAUAGGUUGGGUGGUCGGUUCAGAAGAGCAGAUGUGGCCUUGCAGAGAAUGCAACAGCAAGUGCAAAAGGCUGUUUCUGUGGCAAAAGAGAGACAAAAAUUGCCACAACAUGUACGAGAAGGUGUCUUGGGUAAGAUUUCCGUUGGGUCGGGUAAAAAGCCAAGACAACAAUUGGUGAUUUUGAGUAAGGCUGCUCAAAAGGCCAAGGAAAGUGAAGACUCAGAAGAAGGCUUGGUGCCACAAAGUAAGAAAAACAGAUCUCCUUCAAUUGCCGCUCCUUCGAAGCCUAUUAAGAAGUACACCAAAAAAGACAUUAUGUGCAUUUUGGAAGAUGCCAUCAACAACUUGAUGGCUGUUGAGAGCGAAUCUCGCUUGUCUCCGGAUGUCGAUACCACAAAGUUGUGGGAAUCUCUUCAUAUUUUGGACCAGGCGUCCUCUUCUGGAGAUGACGAGUCAUUUGUCAAUCCUUUUAUCCAAUGCCUCAAUUAUUCGAAAAGUUUGAAGAUUCUUCCACGUUUGUUCAAGUUCUUGACCAGGGAACAGAUCUUGACCAUUGUCACAUUAAUCAUGUCCAAUUUAGAGAACUUGACCGUGAUAAAGAACGGCUCUUAUACUACCUACGCGAACAAAAGAGUCCCCGAGAACAUUUUAAAGUUGGUUGAUACGUACUCUUUGACCUUAUGCAAGGUAUUGAUGAAUGCAGUUCAAGACUUCAAAUUCAAUGAAAUCAUUGGCUUAAUUUUGAUUUUGAUCCAGCAUAAUGUUGUUUCCUUUGUUUCUACGACGAAGAUUGGUUUAUCCAUUUUGACAACUCUUUUGUCGAGAGCAGAACUUAUGAGAGGCGAAGGUUCUAUUUCUGCAACCGAUUUAUCUGAGUGGACUUCCUGUUACGACGAGUUAUUUACUGCCUUGGAAUCUCGCCUUGCAGCCAUUUUCCCUCCUGGUCUUGGGGAUGCCGAGGACGACUACGUAUGGCAAUUUUUGGCCACCUUGUCUCUAGGUGGUAAAUUGAGCCAUCAAAGAAUCAUUGUCGACGAAGUAAGAGACGAAAUUUUCGGAGUCAUGAGCAGAGCUAAAGCUAUUGACAAUUCGGAUAUGGCCAACUUGUACAAGAAACAGAGUAUGUUGAACAACUUGAACAUGUACUUGGUGGUGAUGGGAUUGGUCGCUGAUGAAAAUGAGAUUCAAGAGUUGAAAACUUAA
Messenger RNA from Clavispora lusitaniae ATCC 42720, 2436 nucleotides. RefSeq lists its product as uncharacterized. Gene Ontology annotation, cellular component: P-body. The record is from RefSeq and is a predicted model, not a curated record. Lineage: Eukaryota; Fungi; Ascomycota; Pichiomycetes; Serinales; Metschnikowiaceae. Gene Ontology annotation, biological process: deadenylation-dependent decapping of nuclear-transcribed mRNA; P-body assembly. Gene Ontology annotation, molecular function: RNA binding.